UCUUUGGAGAGGUCUGGGUGAUACCAGGACUGCUCUCACCAGCGCUCUGCUGUGCAGGAGCUGCCCUGCUGCCAGGAGGCAAAGGGAAGCUGUGGGAGAGCGUUGGAGAUACCACUUGGAGAAGUGUUGAGGAGGGAGGAGAGGAGCAGAGAGAUUUUGUAGCAGAGCAAGCAACUUUUCUGCACUGCUGUGCAGGAACUGCCCUGCUGCCAGGAGACUUUAGAAGAACAUUGUAGACACCACUUGGGAAGAAGUGCAGAGGAGAAGGAGGAGAGGAGCAGAGGGGUUUUGUAGCAGGACAAGCACCUCUUCCUCAGCUGCUGCACUGCAGGGGGGCAAAGAUGAUGAAGUACAUGCGCUAUAAGCCUGUGGGGCCGGGGGACCUCCCAACUCUCAAGGAGCUCAGCAACAGUGAAAUCUGGAAAAUCUGGUCUGGAGCAUCUCGCUACAUCCACAGACAGCUCUUGCAGAAGAAGGCAGUGGAGAUUGGAGUUGGGACAUUUGCAAUUGUCCCAGUGCAUGCCAGUGUGGAAGAGGGCAAGGUUUUGACUGUUGAGAGACCUGUGUUCGUUGUAAGCAAGCCCUUGAGGGCGUUCUACAACCUUGAGUGUGAGGAAAACAAAAUUCCUG
Corapipo altera (White-ruffed manakin) is the source of this 630-nucleotide messenger RNA. RefSeq names its product coiled-coil domain-containing protein 81-like. The annotation marks the transcript as partial. The record is from RefSeq and is a predicted model, not a curated record. Gene Ontology annotation, cellular component: centrosome. The transcript is spliced from 3 exons. NCBI's taxonomy places the organism in Eukaryota, Metazoa, Chordata, Aves, Passeriformes, Pipridae.